AUGCCAAGUUUAGAGACACUGGACUUGUCAAGUUGUCAGCUCAGUGGUCAGUUUAUGGCAGAGUCUGGAGGAAGAUUGUUCCAGAAUCUUCAAUAUUUAAAGCAGCUUGAUCUGUCUUUUAAUCAACUGGCGUUUCUUAGCCCUGAAAUUUUCUCCAAAAAUGUCAAUCUCAAAGAGCUUUUUCUUGCAGGAAACAGGUUCAAGAAAAUUCCAUUUAGUUUGAAGAACACUCCUAGGCUGAGUGUCUUGGACAUGAGAUUUAAUGAAUUGACGAGACUUCCUGUCGAAAUAAGAAAUAAUUUGGACAAAAUUUUUAAAGAAAACAAGGAGUUCAGCUUUUAUUUAGAAGGAAAUGUUUUAUCUUGUGGAUGCCAUGACAUCCAAUUCUUACAGUGGAUACAGUUGACAGUUGUAAAUAUGGAUAUGUUCAGGAACUAUUCGUGCGUUGAUAACGAUGGAGUUUUAACAUACACGACAGCUCUUUCAGAUCUACAAAUUUACUGGCGUCAGUGUUGGGGAACAUUUUUCCUGUAUCUUUCUGUGAUCCUGUUUUGCUUGCUUAUCAUUGGAUUUGUGUUGUGUUUUUUUGUUACCAAGUACAAAACGUACAUCAUUUCUGGGCUGCUGAAUUUGUUUAGUGAAACCUUUCUAAAGAAACCUUCCAACUACGAGAUUGGUGUCUUCAUUGGUUAUGCUGAUAGAGAUUACCAGUUAGCUUGUCAUGACCUCAGGCAGUUUAUCGAGGCCACGCUGGGGUUAACGACCUUUAUUCGUGACCGUGACCUCUCACCUUCAACCGACCUGGCGUCUGGGAUUAUCGAUGCUAUAAAUAGAAGUUGGCGCGUGCUUCUGGUCGUGAACGAAACUUUUCUCUCGCAAGACGAUUGGUUCCUCUACACAUGCAGGUCAGCCAUAUCCAACCUGACGCCCGCUAAUCCUAAUCUUAUUGUGAUUAUGGUUGACAGCCAGUUACGUCAUCGUUUACCACGUGACAUCCUGGGGGCGGUGUCUGAGGAAAACAUCAUCGUCAUGAACGAGGGGAGGAGACUCAAGUAUGACGUCACGGAUAAGCUGAGAACUCGAUUACUAGCCUAACCAUUUUAAAGACUAGUUCACACAAGUACAGACAUAAAGAAUAGUUUAAACAAGAUUCAUAGGCAAGUUCACACAAGACAUAAAGAAUAGUUCAAAAAGAUACAAAGGCACGUGUCCUCUCACCUUCAACUGACGUUGCCUCUACCACUGCCACUGUGCAUGCAAUAGACAGAAGUUGGCGCGUUCUUCUGGUUGUCAACGAACGAAACGUUUUUGUCAAUUGACCGUUGGUUCUUGUUCAUGUGUAGAGCAGCCACAUCUGCUUUGACGUCUGCUAACCCUAAAAGGAUUGUCGUUCUUGUUGAGGACCAGUUACGUCACCGUCUGCCAGCGGAACUGUCGAGAGUUGUUUUGGAGGAUAACAUUGUUGUUACCAGAGGAAAUUUCUUAGACUAUUCGCUGACGGAAAAACUAAGAACACGAUUGGUAGAAUAAAUACAAGUUAUUAACUAGAACUGAAAGGAAAAUGUUCACAGAGAUUCUCUUAUACACUUUGAC
Physella acuta is the source of this 1593-nucleotide messenger RNA. RefSeq names its product toll-like receptor 4. Gene Ontology annotation, molecular function: protein binding; signaling receptor activity. The record is from RefSeq and is a predicted model, not a curated record. Gene Ontology annotation, cellular component: plasma membrane. NCBI's taxonomy places the organism in Eukaryota, Metazoa, Mollusca, Gastropoda, Physidae. Gene Ontology annotation, biological process: signal transduction.